AUGGCGGAGCUGCACAGUUUCCAUAUAUUCUUUCGCCAGCGCUGCAUACACCGCUACCUUUGCAGCGACGCGGUGGUCACUGCGGUGAAGAGGUGUAUGACGUUGGACAACGCACGCGACAAGUCGUCAUCGGCGAAGGGCGCGGAAAGGCCGGCAACCGACAGCGCGGCCGUGGCAGACGAGCUUGCGGAGUAUAACCAUCAUUACGAGAAGCUCCUUGUCGGUUUCAUGGCCGGCCUGAGCUCCUUCUGCAAGACCAUCCACGUGACCAACGAGUUGGAGCGGCCGAACGGACUUUCCGUGUCGUAUUUUAACGUCUGCGCCACGUCCACAUUCAAAAUCCACUACUUCGAGACCAUCACCGGGUACAAGCUUGUCUGCAUCACGUCGCCCGAAGUGGCCAACCUGGAGUUGACGAUGAGCGCCAUAUACACUGACCUGCUCGUCACCAUGGUGCUCUCUAACCCGCUGUACACCGUCGGAGGCGUGAUAGAUUGCCCUGAGUUUGAAGAUAUAGUGGCCAAGACCCUGCGCGCCAACAUGUAA
Molecule: messenger RNA, 546 nt
Organism: Babesia bigemina
Lineage: Eukaryota; Apicomplexa; Aconoidasida; Piroplasmida; Babesiidae
Product: Trafficking protein particle complex subunit 1
Exons: 2
Coding region: 1-546 (181 amino acids)
Biological process (GO): endoplasmic reticulum to Golgi vesicle-mediated transport
Cellular component (GO): TRAPP complex
Source: RefSeq, a predicted model, not a curated record